This is a messenger RNA of Priapulus caudatus, 1076 nucleotides long. RefSeq names its product protein transport protein SFT2-like. The record is from RefSeq and is a predicted model, not a curated record. The coding region runs from base 36 to 674 and encodes 212 amino acids. Gene Ontology annotation, cellular component: membrane. Gene Ontology annotation, biological process: vesicle-mediated transport. The transcript has 5 exons. NCBI's taxonomy places the organism in Eukaryota, Metazoa, Priapulida, Priapulimorpha, Priapulimorphida, Priapulidae.
UCACAUAAUAUGUCAGCGCCUAAUGGCAAUACAUCAUGUCUGAUAUCAACAAGCAACUAUUAGAUUAUUUAUCUCAAAAUAAGAGCCAUAGUAGUGGUCAAGACGCAGAUGGCGAAUCAUCACAUAGCGUCGGAAAGUUUUCAUGGUUUACACAGUUGAGGAGACCAGCGAUUUCUAGUGAAGCUAACGAUAAUGCCUGGUUGCAAGAAGCACAGAAAGAUCCGCUGUUUCCAACAUUGACAAAGAAACAACGGAUUCUUGGUUUCGUGAGUUGCAUAUUGAUGGGUGUCUUUUGCUUUGUCUUGGCAUGGAUGUUCUUCCCGUUUCUGGUGCUAAAAGCAAGAAAAUUUGCCCUCCUGUACACACUAGGCAGUGUCUUCACAAUCGGCAGCUUCGCGAUGCUAUGGGGACCCGUAAAUCACGUGAAGCACAUCUUCUCAGCUCAGCGGCUACCAUUCACGACAACGUACUUUGGCUCUUUGUUCGGCACACUGUACUUUGCUCUUGUGGUGCAGAGCACGCUCCUGACGGCGCUGUGCGCCAUAUUGCAAGUGGUGGCGCUAGUGUGGUACAUGAUCAGCUACAUUCCCGGUGGCCAGACGGGCCUCAGCUUCUUCUCGAAACUCUUCUACUCCGUUUCGUCGAAGGCCGUGUCGUCUGCUCUACCCGUGUGACGUCUAAACCCGAGCCUGUCCGUCAGGGAGAGUAAAACUUUGGUGCAGGCCUAUAGAAACUUCACCUCAUUCUCGGCACCGACAGACGAAUAGGAGCCGUGCUGUAAAUUCACGAUUUUUUCACGCCUGAAGAUUUGGAAUUACAUGUAUUUAUUAAUAUAUGUAUAAUGAUGUAUAAUAAUAUAACAAAUAUGUAUAAUAAUAUAACAAAUAUGUAUAAUAAUAUAACAAAUAUGGAAAUAGGGCAUCUGCGUUUCAAACGGAUGGCUUUCGAGAUGCACGGAUUAUUCCUGUCUUUAUAAUCUAGGGCAACCUUGCUUCUAUAUUUCUACCUGUCUACAUUAUUGGUGUCCUCAAGCCUUUUAUCAAAUUUUAAUAAAUGUUUGAUGUUGAAGUUAUUAA